CGCCGUCAGCGCGCGCUCGUUGAGCGUCGCGGCGGCGGCACCCUCGCCGCGGUCCUGCGCGGCCUGCAUCACCCGCAGGAGCCGGCGCUUGUCGGCCGCGGCCACGUCCGGCGCCGCGAAGACGUCGCGUUUCGAGCACGGCACCGUCGUGGGCGCCGCGGCGCCGCCGUCCCAGUAGAGAAGCCGGGGGAUGGGGAGGAAGUCGAGGUACGGUGCGACGCCCGCGCGCACGAGCGCGUCGACAGCGUCGCCCGCCGCGAGCAACGCGCGCGCGUCGAGGUCUAUGUUGAAGCGCGCCGCGCCCGCGACCAUGGCGCGCGCGGGCGCGAGAGCGCCGGCCGCCGCCGCCGC
Molecule: messenger RNA, 351 nt
Organism: Pelagomonas calceolata
Lineage: Eukaryota; Pelagophyceae; Pelagomonadales; Pelagomonadaceae
Source: the annotation of a GenBank genome assembly